CACUGCUAUCCAGCGAGCGUCUGGAACGGUCAAACUUCUCGGGUUAGCUUUAAUUAUCAGUGAAUAUUUACUACUGCAGAAUGAUGUAUGUUUCUGUGAGGUAUUUCACCCUGCUUAUGCUCGUUGUAUUGACUGAAUGUACCGGUACUACCGUAACAGUUCAAUCGGAUGGAUCCACGGCUGUUUUAAAUAAAGACUUCACCUUCAGAUGCAGUCUGUCAGAUCCCAAAGUGAAACAAGUUACCUGGCAGAAGCAGAAGGAUAAAGCUUUGGAGAACAUGGCUACCUACAGCGUUACAUUUGGAGCAAAAGUCCUGGAACCGUACCACCAAAGAGUGAAUUUCUCGUUGCUAGGAUUAAAUGAAUCAUCGAUAACUAUUCAUAACGUUCAACCGGAGGACGAAGGGUGUUAUAUGUGUUUGUUCAACACAUACCCACAAGGAUCGAUUACUGGAAGAUCCUGCUUUACUGUUCUUGGUAUUUCUGAGAUCAAUAUUGAAACAAUCUCUACAGAGUCUGAAAAUACAGCAGUGGUGAGCUGCUCGGCCACUGGGAAACCAGCCCCUAAGAUCAGAUGGAACGCAUCAGAAAGUGUCACUUCGAAUGCCGUGCAAAGCAGCAUAGAUCGUAAUGGGAUUGUGACAGUCACCAGCAACCUUACACUGGAUCUGUCAAGUUUCCUUGCUGAAGAAAUCAGCUGCUUUGUAAGCCACUCUACACUGAAUCAGGAAAUUGAGAAAAACAUCAGUAUUAGAGAAGACAAGAGAACAUUAACAAAUGUUCUUAGUCCUGGUGUAGUCGUCUUGGUGAUCCUCUGUAUCGCAGCUCCGAUUAUCAUGACAGUUGCUUGUUUUGUAAUCAGAAGAAUAAAGAAAACCAAAGCAGGCCCUUUGGAAGAAAAGCUCAAUGCAGAAGAGAUGUCUCCUGCUUAAGCCUGUGUUUUGUUUUCAAAGACAUGUGUACUUAUGGAAUGUGUCAGAUGGUCAGCAUUGGAGAAUGAUGUCACAGAUUUGGCAGUGCUUAUCAACCUGGCAGAGAAAGCAUUCAUUCAUUAACACCCACACUGCUGCUUAUACCCAGUUUAAGGACUGCAACUGUGAAGAAAACUAUUUUAAAAUGAGAUUUCAAAACUAUAUAAAAGUGAUCUACCUCUUCAACCACCAAACUGAAUGAUUUUUUUCAAUUAUAUAAAUAUUCUAUUGUUUAUGUGUUUAUUCUGCAAAUACUAUAAUUAUGUUUUGUACUUUAAAAGAUAAAACAAUGUUCUGUGAUAAUGCUUGCACUUUACACCCUAUUAAGCUAGGUACUCUUUAAAGCACAGUAUUUCAAAAAUCCUUGUAAAUACAAUUGUAAAUUAUUUAUAUAUUUCUGUUAAUAUUGUUUCUGUAUGUGUGUGUGUAUUAACUAAGCUUUAUUUAUAAAUCUUUAACCCUAAAUUGUGGACCUUUGAUGUAAUGUUUUACUGUAU
This is a messenger RNA of Acipenser ruthenus (sterlet), 1468 nucleotides long. RefSeq names its product OX-2 membrane glycoprotein-like. Gene Ontology annotation, molecular function: cell-cell adhesion mediator activity. The transcript has 5 exons. Bases 81 to 932 code for a protein of 283 amino acids. The record is from RefSeq and is a predicted model, not a curated record. Lineage: Eukaryota; Metazoa; Chordata; Actinopteri; Acipenseriformes; Acipenseridae.